CUGCUUCGAAAGGAAAGAAAGAUGGCAACCGGAAGUUUCAGUGACAUCUGCUGAAACCUCUUAAAUGUCUUCUGAUGUGUUCACAUUUGAAGUGUUUCAGUGUCAAAACAAAAAUUGUGCUCUCUCUAGGAAAAAUUGGUUUUGCCGUGAAAAAGUGUGAAAAAUCCAAGAAAAAUCCAUGUCUGAUGAAUAUUCCAUUGUUAUGUAUCAUGGUGAAUUUAACAACAGUCGCUGUGGAUACUGCAAAAAGACAAAUACCUGUAAUUCCCACGGUAUGACGGCACAUAUCAUGUCUGUAAAGGAUUACCAGGACCUCAUGGAUCGUGGAUGGAGACGGUCCGGUACCUUUUGCUACAAACCAACCAAUUCAACAACUUGCUGUCCCUCCUACACAAUCAGAUGCGACGCAUUAAACUUCAAAAUGUCCAAAUCGCACAAAAAGAUUAUCAAGCGAAUGAACAAGUUCCUUAGGGAUGGUGUUAAAGAAUCUGUGGAGAGAGAAUGUUCCCAAGAUGAGGAAUGUGAGAUGCCAAGUGAGCCACAUUUGGUCCAACCUGCUUGUACAGUACAGAUAGAUGUCAAUAGAAUAGUCAAUAAACUGCCCAGGGAGACAGUGAUGGAUCCAAGUGAAGCCUCUUCGAGUCAGGAAGUUCCUCAGGCGAAGGAAAGUGGCGAAAAUGCAAUGAAAAGUCCUUCAGGGCAGGAUACAUCGAAGCCACCGUGCAAAAAGGCCAAACUAUUGCGUAUUGAGAGGAAACAGGCAAAAAUGGCGCAAAGAGCAGCUGAAGGACUUCCAACGCAGAAUAAUAAACCUUUGAAGAAUGUUGAGAAGAGUCUUGAGGAUUUUCUGAGUGAACAGCCAAUUGAUGGAAAGCAUAAAUUGAAGGUGAAACUUAUUCCAUCGUCAAAGGGGGCCACAGAAGAAGCACUAGCACUCUAUCGAAAAUACCAAACUGUGAUCCAUCAUGAUCCUCCACACAAAAACACCAAGGAAUCUUUUAUUAGAUUCCUCUGUCGAUCACCAUUGCAGCUCAAAAUCAAUAAUACGUCUCCGGCUAAGGGAUAUGGAUCAUUUCAUCAGCAGUAUUGGUUGGAUGAUCGUUUAAUAGCUGUGGGUGUCAUUGACAUUCUGCCCUAUUGUGUCAGUUCCGUCUAUCUAUUCUACGAUCCUGAGUUCAGUUUUCUCUCUCUGGGCACGUACAGUUCUCUCAGGGAGAUUGCCUUCACGCGGGAACUUCAGAAAUCCUGUCCGGAUCUCAAAUACUACUAUAUGGGCUUUUAUAUUCAUUCGUGCCCAAAAAUGCGUUACAAAGGUAAACUGCAACCUUCCCAUCUUCUCUGCUCUGAGGUCUAUUCAUGGCAUGCUAUUACUGAAGAUCUCCUGAAGAAACUCGAUCGAUCGAAAUAUUCGAGAUUCAAUGAAGAUACUGAAGCCAGAGAUAAGGAUGAAUUUCAGCCAAGACAUUUGGAGAGCGUUGUUUGUCUCUACGAUAAAACUAUUAUGUAUUUCGAGAAUUACAUCAAUUUGCACGGAGGUGAUGAAGAAAGGCGACUUACUUUUGAGUAUGGAAGACUUGUUGGAAGAGCCUGUUCAAGGAGGAUUUUGCUUUACAAGAAUUGAUGACAAUGACGAUGUUUUCAAAGAGAGGCAAGCAAUAUAUAAAAAAAAGUCGUAUAGUUAAAAUAAAUUAAAAUUUAUUCGUUAAAUUAACAUCUCAUGUAGAGUUUAAAAAGUUUUUAAAUGCUGUUUAUGCGACAAAAUUGCUUUAGAAAAAUCUUGUUUUUUUUUUACUCGUUUAAUAACACAAAAAGUCCUAUUUCGCUUUCUUCCACAAUAUUGACUCCUUCAGCUCUCAAUGGAAAAAAAAAUAUUUGUGCGGAAAAUAGUGAAAAUUUUUUUUAGUCUCUUUAACUGUAAAAGUUGUGUAUAAAAUAUAUUUAUAUUUUCCAUCAA
This is a messenger RNA of Phlebotomus papatasi, 1954 nucleotides long. RefSeq names its product arginyl-tRNA--protein transferase 1 (gene Ate1). Gene Ontology annotation, cellular component: cytoplasm. Gene Ontology annotation, biological process: protein arginylation. NCBI's taxonomy places the organism in Eukaryota, Metazoa, Arthropoda, Insecta, Diptera, Psychodidae. The transcript is spliced from 7 exons. Bases 179 to 1621 code for a protein of 480 amino acids. The record is from RefSeq and is a predicted model, not a curated record. Gene Ontology annotation, molecular function: arginyl-tRNA--protein transferase activity.